GUUUGGUUCUCUUUCACAAAUCCGUUCUAAUUUCGAAUCAGAGUUUACAGAAGAAGAAGAGUCCCAUUUGCUCUCUUCUCCUUCUCCCCCAUUCCCGCUCCGACAAUUCUUUGAUUCUUUGGAAUCCUUCAAAACCCUAAACCCUCACAGCCCCGAAUUUUUGAAUUCAUCCUUCAAACAAAUCUCCAAUGGCUACCAAUCUCGCCCUCCGAUUGAGAUCACAGCUCCUCUUGCGGUCAACUCGUUUCCAGUCCACUUUCCGCCACAUUCCAGCUCCCCCCAUCUCCAAAUCUUCAUCUCUAAUUUCCCCCCCACUCUCCGAUUUCCGUCGACUUCCUGAUGUACCGGUCUUCAGCUUCUCUGGGUUUCGCUUUCUCUCAACGGCACGGCGGAAUUUGACCCGUCCGAAGCAAGUAGACAUCGGAGCCCGCGCCCGGCAGCUCCAGACGCGGCGGCUCUGGACCUACGCUCUGACCUUCAGCUGCAUCGCGGGGUUUAUCGUGAUCGUACUCAGUAAUUUUCAGGAGCAUCUGAUGUUCUACGUGACGCCGACCGAUGCACUUGAGAAAUACUCGGCGAAUCCGUCGAAGAACAAGUUCCGGCUUGGUGGUCUGGUUCUCGAAGGCAGCGUGGUGCAUCCGGCGUCGUCUCCGCAAAUGGAGUUCGUGAUUACGGAUUUGAUCACAGAUAUAUUGGUCAGGCAUCAGGGAUCGUUGCCGGACUUGUUUAGGGAGGGGCAUUCGGUGGUGGUGGAGGGUUUUGUGAAGCCAUUUACCGAUGAGAUAAGGAAGGAGGUCUCUACGAAGAGUGUUUCGGGGAAAGCGAGGAGUGGGGAUUACUACUUUUCGGCUACUGAGGUUUUGGCAAAGCAUGAUGAGAAGUAUAUGCCUGCGGAGGUUGCUGCAGCUAUCGAGAAGAAUAAGAAGAAGAUCGAGGAAGGAGAAUUGGGGGUGAACCACGCUUGAUUCUCAAAUGGGUACAACGAUUCAAAAUUACUUUUUGUGAUAUUUGUUUCAAUAUAAUACAUACAACAAUAGCUUCAGAAAACGUGAUGAGUUGUAUUCCUGUAGUUAGGACUUGAUUAAUCAAUAUUUUUGUGAGGUAGUAUACCCUCUGGGUAGGGUGAGAGCAAUUGGUUUUGAUUAUUUUGAGGCAUCUGAUCUGACUGACAUCUCAAAUUUUGUCCUGCAAUACUUGUACCGAAAUCUUUGGUGAUUCCUUAUUAUUCUGAAUAAAAUGAAAUUACUGAUGGAUGUUA
Messenger RNA from Momordica charantia (bitter melon), 1258 nucleotides. RefSeq names its product transmembrane protein G1P-related 1 (gene G1). Gene Ontology annotation, cellular component: plasma membrane. The record is from RefSeq and is a predicted model, not a curated record. Gene Ontology annotation, biological process: protein-heme linkage; cytochrome complex assembly. Lineage: Eukaryota; Viridiplantae; Streptophyta; Magnoliopsida; Cucurbitales; Cucurbitaceae. Gene Ontology annotation, molecular function: heme binding.